Messenger RNA from Juglans microcarpa x Juglans regia, 615 nucleotides. Its product is annotated as 60S ribosomal protein L31. Gene Ontology annotation, biological process: cytoplasmic translation. Bases 80 to 445 code for a protein of 121 amino acids. The record is from RefSeq and is a predicted model, not a curated record. Gene Ontology annotation, molecular function: structural constituent of ribosome. NCBI's taxonomy places the organism in Eukaryota, Viridiplantae, Streptophyta, Magnoliopsida, Fagales, Juglandaceae. The transcript is spliced from 2 exons. Gene Ontology annotation, cellular component: cytosolic large ribosomal subunit; ribosome.
CAAGUACUUAGGGUUUGUUUUGCAGCGGCGGCCAAGCUGUUGAAAUUGUGGUUGGAUCGGGGACAGCAAAGCUGCUACAAUGGUGGACAAGGCCAGCAAAGGUAGGAAGGAAGAGGUUGUCACCAGGGAGUACACUAUCAAUCUUCACAAACGUCUCCAUGGAUGCACUUUUAAGAAGAAGGCUCCAAAAGCCAUAAAGGAAAUCAGGAAGUUUGCCCAAAAGGCCAUGGGGACAACUGAUGUCAGGGUGGAUGUUAAGCUUAACAAGCAUAUCUGGAGCCGAGGGAUUCGAAGUGUGCCCAGGAGAGUUCGUGUCCGAAUUGCACGAAAGAGAAAUGAUGAAGAAGACGCAAAGGAGGAGUUUUAUUCGCUGGUCACUGUUACAGAGGUCUCUCCAGAGGGUUUUGGGGGGUUGGGCACCAAGGUUAUUGAUGAAGAAGAUUGAAGUGGCCUAAUUGCCAAGAUCAUACUUAGGUUGCUCCAAUUUUGGCAUACUCAUUUCAUAUUUGAGAGAGAUUUUUGUUUGCCUUUUGGAUUUUCUUGGGGAUUUCUCCAUUUGAGAGAGCAUUUUGAAUCUCCUGUGAUCUAUUUAUGCAGUCUGUUCAAGUUUUCUUU